Messenger RNA from Bactrocera neohumeralis, 747 nucleotides. RefSeq lists its product as uncharacterized. Bases 61 to 672 code for a protein of 203 amino acids. The transcript is spliced from 2 exons. The record is from RefSeq and is a predicted model, not a curated record. Lineage: Eukaryota; Metazoa; Arthropoda; Insecta; Diptera; Tephritidae.
UAGUUAUCAGCAUACCGCACACAUUGGCUGCGAGUUGCUUCCUUAAAAAGUUAAUUCAAGAUGAAGAUUCCAAACGAAUUUAAAAUUCUAGUGGCAUUUUUCUGCGUUUGUUUGAUUUACCACAUAGACGGUCUGCCACGGCAUCAUCACAAUUCCACGGCGUGGAACAAUAGCGGACGGCAUAAUGCAACACAUCACCGACCCAGUCAUAUGAUUGGUUACCAAAAUCACACCAAUCCUAAUAACUGGCAACCAUAUCACCGACCCAAUCAGACGAUUGAUCAUCAAAAUCACACCAAUCCUAAUAACUGGUAUCCACAUCACCGCCCCGGAAGACCAUGGCAAAAUAAUCAUCAUUCACAUCGAAGAAAUUGGACGCAAAAUAUCCCCAUCAGCCUGCCACAGGUGAAUAAUGGAUCCAAUUCAUAUCCCACUUGGCAUGCCGGCCUUCCUGGUAGUACUCUGGUAGCUGGAACCCAUACCGAAAAUACAUUACCUCUAUCCAAUAAUGCUGGCAAUCGAGGUAUUGGGUUCAACUUAGGUCCACAACUAACACCGUUAGCUGGUAGUGCCUCUGGACAUAAAAAUACAGUAAAUGGCGGUUGGAAUUUCCCUAAUGGGCAACUAAAUGGAACUUAUAGCGCACACCCUUACGGAAAACUAUUUGCUUGAAAUAAUUUACUUUAAAAUAAUUUCCAGUUGAGAUACAUACGUUCCUAACAAUAAAAAAUUAAUACUGUAUUACUA